GCAAGUAAACAGACAUACAGAAUAUGUUCACUUGCUGAAUGCUACAACUCCAAUGCUGGUAUCCUGGGAAAACAAGAAGGUGACCAGGUAAGCAAAAUGUUUACAAAACGGGUAUGUCGGUCUCUACUGUGGUUCCAUGGCCACAAACGUGUACCAGAAAUUCUGUGGCAGUUCUGCAGUAACAAUACAAGCAGUCAGCUUCUGGAGGAUAUCCUAGCCAAUCCCGGACCAGAAUCAAAGUUGCCUGCUGCAAUGCAUCAAGAAUUCAAAGACAUGGACCCAGAAAUGCAAGAAAUGUUUAAGAAAGUUGUCCAGUGUGAAUACAAAGUUCAAAGGAUGGAAAAGCUUUACAUGAAUGUUGAUGAGAUGACAGAAGCUAUGUGGACUCAGCUGUACCAUGCUCGGACUUUGAGUGAAAGGAAUUUGCUAAUGCAAAAGUUUCAUGAUGAACUGGAGUCCAAAUAUUAUAUGGAACAAAAAAGAAGACGAAAAGCUGAAGUUAAGAUUAAUAAAAGUCUAAGUCAGAGUGUGGAACCUAAAGUGAGAAAUACAAACGAGAUCCCGAAGGUUGAUGACACAGCUAUCUGUGUAUAUAGAGGUUUCUCCAAUGAAAAACGUUUCUACACACAAAAACAGCUUAAUUCACAAACUUUUGGUCUAGAUUUAGUUAUAGAUUUAAAAGACGUGCAUGAAAUGAAAAAGAAACAGCAGAAAGAUGUUUUAAAGUCCGUGCAUUCAGCCUUGACCAUGAAUUCCAAGGCUCGGAAUCCAUUUCGCAUGUCGUUGUGUAAUUCUGAAUUGACAGAAAUAUCUUUACACGGACCAGGACAUGACCUUUCAAACUUUAUGGUAAACAUUACAGAGAAAAGUUACGUGGAUUUAUUUCCAAGGAAAAGACUGGUUUACUUAUCUCCUAGUGCAAAACCGGAGCGAGUGCAGUUUGAUCCCGAAUUCACCUACAUAAUCGGUGGCCUGCCCAGUAUUGAACAUAGAGAUAUAAGUUUGGCAAGGGCAAAGAAAGAUAACAUUCGAGUCCAGGAGCUUCCCCUCCGAUACUAUUUAAGUCACAUCAACACAAGGUUAUCCAUUCCUGUCAGUGAAGUCCUGCUGAUUAUGCUUGCCUUGCAAGAAAAUGAUGGUAAUUACAGUGAGGCCUUUCGCAGUAUAUUCCGUACACAUAACUUUAGAAACAAGAUCCCAAGUGUCCUAAAAGGAUUUACAAAAUCACAAAAGGAAAAAGGCAUGACAGAUGAGGAAAGCUACAUUGAUAAUCUACUGCAUGGACAUUCGUCGCGUUCCAGAAAUCACACAUUCAACAAUUUCUCAAACAACAGGCGCUUUAGUAGGUGAAUAUACUAGAUAGGGCGACACACAGGUUGUGCUGUAUUCAUUCCACACCAGGCCUGGCGGACAAGGCAAAACAAAUGCAUUCCCUGCGACAUCACACUGGAUAAACUUGCUGGGGUCCGGAUGGGAGAAGAACAGACCAGCGUCGGUCACAGUCUGACCAAGACAAGGAUUGGUUUUCACUCCGCUACCUGUUGGAACAAGAAUGAAAUUAACUAACUGGUAUAAACUAGUGAUGGGAAUCACAACCAAUUUUAUAAUCGAUCAACUCCAUUUCUUGAAAUAUCGAUUAUUGAUCGAUCAUGAACAGAAAGGAAAAUAACUGCUAAAACAUUAACCAAAAUAGGGGGAAAUUUGUGGAUAUGUUUUAACGCAUCUAGCUAUGUUUAAAAUGUUAUUUUAAUGCAUUUUAUUUCAAUUUACCAGUGAUAUUGUUCAUUUAUAAAUUGUUGAAGUCUGCUGUAAAUCUUGAAAAUUUCCAUGUUAUAGUCCAAAUAUGUUCAAUCACAAAAAAUUCAUGAUCGAUUAGUCAUAGAGUUAAAAUAACAAUUCAUCAAUUCAAUUAAUUAAUCGGAAAAACACUUAUGUACAGCAUUUCAAUGUCACAGAGUACACCCUCAGGCCAUUACCAAUACAUCACCCUGGUCAUCAAACCAACUUGAUUUGGUUUGUUGGACAUGAGAUAGAUACAUUCAGACUAGUUUGUUAAUUCUCCGAAAAUAUGGCUCAGACCUUUAAGGAGGACCAACAAACUGUUUCAUGUUGCGUAACUACAAAUGCUGGGUACAGAGGUAAAGAUUAGUACUUUGGUUUGGUUUAUUUUGUUUAACGUCCUAUUAACAGUCAUUUAAGGACCUGCCAGGUUUUGGAGGUGUAGGAAAGCCGGAGUACCCCGAGAAAAACCACCGGCCUACGGUCAGUACCUGGCAACUGCCCCACGUAGGUUUUGAACUCUUGGAGGUGGAGAGGUUAGUGAUUAAAUUUUGGGACACUUAAACCACUCAGCCACCGCAGCCCAAACAUUAGUACUGUUGUACUAACAGUAUUGUACUGUCACUGAUUGGGAACCAGGUACAUCAAGCCCUUGUGAUGCCAUAUAGCUACUCUCUAUGUAUUCAUGAACUAUUUUAUAAGAUUGAAUGAAGAAUAAAAUGGCUGACAGGACGCCAUCUUGAAUUUAAAAAAUGAAAAUGAGAAUGUAUGUUGUUGUUCUUUUUUAUAUGUUUUUACCGGUAAUGUGUUAUAAGUAGCAGUUUAGAGCUCAGUGGUGUAUGUUUAAUUCUGAGACUGAUUGGAAAACAUGUAUUUGUUAUCAGUAUUUUCUGUGGAUCAUUAAAUAUAUUUGUCUUUUUAA
This is a messenger RNA of Pecten maximus, 2701 nucleotides long. Its product is annotated as mitochondrial ribonuclease P protein 1 homolog. Lineage: Eukaryota; Metazoa; Mollusca; Bivalvia; Pectinida; Pectinidae. Gene Ontology annotation, cellular component: mitochondrion; nucleoplasm; nucleus. The record is from RefSeq and is a predicted model, not a curated record. Gene Ontology annotation, biological process: positive regulation of mitochondrial translation; mitochondrial tRNA 5'-end processing. Bases 97 to 1350 code for a protein of 417 amino acids. The transcript is spliced from 5 exons. Gene Ontology annotation, molecular function: tRNA binding.